Molecule: messenger RNA, 2488 nt
Organism: Vitis vinifera (wine grape)
Lineage: Eukaryota; Viridiplantae; Streptophyta; Magnoliopsida; Vitales; Vitaceae
Product: transcription initiation factor TFIID subunit 8
Exons: 1
Coding region: 434-1231 (265 amino acids)
Cellular component (GO): transcription factor TFIID complex
Molecular function (GO): protein heterodimerization activity
Source: RefSeq, a predicted model, not a curated record
UUUUCCAAAAUUUAAUUAUUAAAUAUAAUUUUAUUUCCAAAAACACACAAAAAUAUGUCAUAAAAAUUGUUUUUUAAAAAACAGUUUUCAAAAAUUGUUUUAUAAGACUUGCGUGGACUGAAGUUUUUAUUUAUUUACUGAAAAUUAAAAAAAAAAUUAAAUUGUAAUUGAAUUAAUCUUUACAAAUUUAUAAAUUUAUAGUGGACCCAAAGUAGGAUUUUAUGCUUUUUUUUUAUUUCUAUUUUAUUUUUUUACAAAGAAAAUUAAUUAAAUAAAAAAAACAAAAAACAAAAGUCACCAUCAGUUGAUGUAUUUAUCUCAUGUUUCUUUAAUUAAGAAUAAAUAAAUAAAUAAGAGAUUAAAUGUAAAAAAUAAUUACAGUAAUAAAGUUUACGAGCUCCUUUUAAACAGGCUAGGGUUCUAAGGUUCUUACAUGUCUAAAGUUGUGUUUUUGCAGACAAUGAACAUGGAAUCGGAGACCCUAGAAACCCUAGGGCCGUCCGAGUUCUCAUUCGCUAUCACGAAGGUAGCAGUGGCUCAGAUCUGUCAAUCUGCAGGCUUCAGAACCGCCCAAUCCUCCGCCCUCGAAACAAUUACUAGAAUCACCACACUCUAUCUCCAAACCCUCGCCAAAUCCGCCUCCUCACGGGCCGCCUCCUCCGGUCGCACGCAAUCCAAUAUCUACGACGUCGUCCACGCCCUCGAACACCUCUCCUCCGACCAAGGCUUCGCCGGCGCCUCCAACCCCAACGGCUGCCUCCUCGCAUCGAGCCCUCUUCUUGACCUCAUCAAAUUCGUCUACUCCCGCUGCGAAAUCCCAUUCGCCAAGCCCCUCCCCCGCCGCUCCAACCUCUCCCAAAAUCUACCGUUGCCGCAAAACCCAUCGAAUUCAAAACAGAGCCCCCACAUUCCGACAUGGCUGCCUGGUUUCCCCGAUCCGAGCACGUACAUAGAGCCCAAAACCGAGAUUCCUAGUGGGUUAAACUGGAAUGCAGAAGUGGAGGAGAGGAAACACAGCGGAAACGAGAAGGAGAAAAAAUCGAGGUUGGGCAACAUGGAAUUGCCGAAAAAGCGGGAGAGGGUGACAUUCAGAAUGGGAGAAGCAGCAGAAGCUAAGGGUCCGAGGUUAGGGUUUAGGGUCGGAAUGAAGAAUGGGGUUUGCAGAGGAGGGAAGAGAGUUUCUUGGCAAAAUCACAAUCUCCAAAAUUCCAAAUUCAAAAGACCAAGAUAAAGAUGCCCUUCCCAAAACGACGUCGUCGGAGUGGGCUUGGAGCUUCGAAUAUAACAAAUCCUCUGGGAGUGAAAGAGACGAUGCAACGUUGGUAUAUCUGGUUGGCAACUUGGCAAAGCGCUUGGGAAAAAAAAACGGCGGCCGAGGUUCGAUUCACGACAGCCGCUAUCUUUUUCGCAUUAAUUCCAUGAUUUAAGAUAUUUCGAAUAUAAUAAAAACAACUAAAAAAUCUAAGCUUUUAUUUAUUAAUAAUAAUAAAAAAAAUUUGUGAAAAUUAUUUAAACAUAAUGAAUUUAAAACAAAAAAAAAAAAAUUUUGAAAUCCAUUUUUUUUUUUUAAUUUCCAUUUAUUUCCCACCCAACUUAGCCUUGAAAAACCAAAUAAAAUAUCCCAUCAUAUGGAAUGAUGGCACUACCAAUCAUGUUUGUAUCCUUUGUUCUUACCUUGUACCACGAUUUAGAUCUCUUCAUAUAUAUUCAAUGAUUUCGUUGUACAAUGAUGAUUUAGAUCUCUUCAUAUAUAUAUUCAAUGAUUCGAAUAUAUUAAUUUUGUUGGUCGUAGUAUGGAAUCGUAAAAUAAUAUGCUUAAUAUGAUAAUGGAUUGCACCACAAUCAUGACAUUGUAUCUAUAAAUGCAUGGCAAUGAGGCUCGAGCAUUGAGCUCAUUAGCGUUGCUUUUUGAAAGAGAACAAGAAUGGAAAGAAUGCGAAAAAUUUUGAGCUGCCUGCAUGAUGGGCGGCAGGUUUAUGAAGAGAAGCAAAAACAAGUUCCAUUUUCUAAAUUUGUUUGCAAACAAGCAAUUUCAUAUUUCUGAAUGCAGUUAUAAUGACAUGACACGAUAUAUAUGUUGUUUGUAUUACUCUCUAAAAUAACUUGUCUUUGGUUCAGAUUUUAACUGGGAGUCGCUUACUUUUGUUCUUCUACUACAAACGCUAGGGCAUUUCUCCGGACACCAAGAUCAGCAGAUGGAGCGCCGCUCACUUCCCGCAGUUGAAGCCAUGGCAGACAGAGAGGACUAUGAUGAGGAUCAAGGCUACCAGAAUCCCCAACACAAUGAGUUUGAUCUUCAUGUUCUGCAGCCACAUUUUCCGCCGGAUUUUGGUUCCAGCACUCCGAAAAUCUUGUGCCUGUAUCAAAAUUAACUUCAUUACAAAUCUGAUGGAUGAGCAUGAUAGUAUACUGUAUACCUUUGGAUGCUAGUAAAGGCAUAUUUGUUACCAAUCUUUUUAUCAGAAUAUCAUUAUCAUUUCCCUGUUGU